UGGGUCACUUGGGUGGUUGAUGAGAAUAUUGCCUCUGACUUGACUUUCUGGAUUGUCUGGAAGUUAUAAACCAUCAAAUUAAAUGUUGAAUUGAAGAGAUUUUAAUGCAAAUACGAUGAUGCAUUCUCAAGAUGACGGGGUGAUAGCGACCAACGACGAUGCAUCGAUUUGCAAAAGGUUUGCUGUUCAGCUGGGGUACUGGCAAGAUAAUUACAUCCAGCAUUUUGUGAAGAAUGCCGAAAGAAAGGCUCCAGAAAUAAACAGAGGUUAUUAUGCUCGGGUUAAAGGGAUUGAGACAAUUUUGUUGCAGUUUCUUGAACUGACGAAAAAUGUGUGUCAAGUUAUAAAUCUUGGGUCUGGUUUCGAUACUCGUUAUUGGCAGUUAAAGGAAGCUUGCCGAAGUCCAAAGACGUUUUAUGAAGUUGAUUUUGGUGCAGUUACAAGCAGAAAAUGUAUGGCUAUAAGGCGAAGGAAGCCUUUGCAAGCAUAUUUUAACGAGCAAGAUUUACAAUAUGGUACUGAUGGGAUCAGUGCAAGUGAUUAUCAUUUGAUUGCCAGUGACCUUAGGAAUGUCGGUGAACUGGACCAGAAACUCACAGCACGAGGACUGGAAAAAAGUCUUCCCACGAUCUUCAUCAUGGAGUGUGUCAUGGUGUACCUGCAUCCCCAAGAGGCCGAGUGCGUCAUAAAAUGGGCUGGGGAGAGCUUCAAAAAUGCCGUGUUUUUGAACUACGAGCAAGUUAACAUGGAUGAUACAUUUGGAAAAGUGAUGAUAAACAAUCUCAAGAGAAGACAAUGUGAUCUUCAAGGAGCACUUGCGUGUCCAACUGUAGAUUCUCAGGUUGAAAGGUUUAAGAGGUUAUCGUGGAGCGAUGCAAACGCUUUAGACAUGUCGACAGUAUAUCAAAGAUUGCCAUACGAAGACAGACAAAGGAUUGAGAGAUUGGAAAUGCUGGACGAGGUCGACUUGUUUUAUCAAUUGCUCAACCAUUACUGUAUUUCAUGGGCAUUUAAUGACGAGGGUCAGACAGGUUUCAAAAAUCUUGGCUUCCAUUGAUGCUUUCUUGGGCCAAACAGGUAAUAUUGGCGGCAUUGCUACACAAAUUUAUGAAAGUUAAAUACACAAAUUUAUGAAAGUUGUUCCAUGGGUGUGGAUAUAGCUGCUACAUACGAUGUUAUCCGAUCGAGAUUUCCUUGUGUCAGUUUAUGCGUGACCGUUCCUUGUUUUUAUGAAUCAUCGAAGUUCACGGAGACAUAGAAACACAUUUAUAGAGAUUGGCAAGAAAAUACUGGGGAAUGCGACCGAGUUUGCUGAAACACGCUGGUCAAAAUCGUCAAAUUAAACCUAGUAAGCAAGUUUGCCGAUGACAAUUUGCAGCAAGUUUGCCGAUGACAACUUGCAGCAAGUCCGUUGACACCUUGCAUCAGACUUGAUUUUAUCAAGCCGGAGCAAGCGACGCGAACGCAUCCUGAUAUCGGCUUGAUGAUCGCAAGUUGGAGCAAGCCUGCAACAGACUUGCUCCUACUUGCGCGUUUCUGCUAUGUAGAGCAAGCUCAGAAGAACCUGAAGCUUUGCGUUUCGCUAAUGAUCAUAAUUUUUAAAAAAGGCGCUGACAUUAUGAGCUUGCACGAGUGGACCAACGUGAAAGGCUAACGAGAAUGUGAAAGUUAACAUCGAAAUAUUUUUUCAUUAAGGCCAGUUCAUUUGGCGUAUCAAUGGAAUUUAACAAUUGCCACAAAUAUAUAUACGAACUAAUGACUUUAAAACAAUGAGAUACGGCCUUAAAUUCAUUCUUUUUUCGGGGAACCUCAUUCAAACACAACAAACUCUUGUAAGGUAGUGCAAUAUUUAAUACAGCACAGUUACAAAUAGUUAUGAUUUUUACGAUUAAUAUAAAUCGAUAAAUUUUACGAUUAAU
Dendronephthya gigantea is the source of this 1919-nucleotide messenger RNA. RefSeq names its product leucine carboxyl methyltransferase 1-like. Gene Ontology annotation, molecular function: protein C-terminal leucine carboxyl O-methyltransferase activity. Bases 116 to 1057 code for a protein of 313 amino acids. The record is from RefSeq and is a predicted model, not a curated record. Gene Ontology annotation, biological process: C-terminal protein methylation. Gene Ontology annotation, cellular component: cytosol. The transcript has 11 exons. Lineage: Eukaryota; Metazoa; Cnidaria; Anthozoa; Malacalcyonacea; Nephtheidae.